Molecule: messenger RNA, 1470 nt
Organism: Morus notabilis
Lineage: Eukaryota; Viridiplantae; Streptophyta; Magnoliopsida; Rosales; Moraceae
Product: UPF0481 protein At3g47200
Exons: 1
Coding region: 1-1470 (489 amino acids)
Source: RefSeq, a predicted model, not a curated record
AUGAGCGAUCAAAACGAAUGUGUUGUAUCCAUAGAAGAGCCUUGUGCUCUGAGGACUGACGGAAGAGCAGCAAGUACAAGCGAGGAUGACCAAAGUACCGAAAUCGACAAUGUUUCUCCAGACGAGGCUGACAAUAUGGACGUGCGAAUAAGAAACUUGAAGAAAUUGGUGGAAGAAGAAAAUCAAGAGAAGACAACAGAUGGCCCGAAUCAAAGCGCUAGACCGCCCAAGAUACAAAAGGUUCCUUUCAUUCUAAGAGAUAGGGAGGGCUUUCAUAAGUGCUACGAGCCGAGGGUGGUAUCAAUUGGUCCCAUUCAUCAUAAGAAACCGAAUCUUCGCUUUGCCGAGCAGUACAAGCCCAAAUUGACAGCAAUGUUCAUCAAAGAAAGCAAACAAGAAACCGAAGCUUUAUACAAUGUCAUCAACGAUAGAAUCCAGGAGCUGAAGGACUGUUACCAUGAAGAUGUGGUUAAGGACUACGACGACAAGACUCUCAGUUGGAUAUUGUUCUUGGAUGGAUGUUCCAUACUAGUGUUCAUACAUGGCUUUAUUCAUGGUAAGUUAAAAUAUUUCAAGAUUAAAACUGAUCACAUAGCCUUCACACAACAUGAUCUUUUCUUGCUGGAAAAUCAAAUCCCAUUUCAAGUCCUCAGGCUGUUGAUGGAUUCGACUCCACCUAGCUUCAAAACCGAAUUGAAGAAAUCAAUAGCGCAGUUUAUUUGCGCAAAUGUGAUGGCUCCGGUGGCGUUCAAGAAGUAUCUGAGUUUCGACAUGGACAAGCUAGAUCCCAUUCAUCUUCUCGAUCUGCUUCAACAUGUAGCAGUCCUAAGUAACAAGGAGAAGAUCGCAAUCAUUAACGGAUCAGAGCAUCAAACGCAACAAUCUUUUCGUAAUGUCCAGGAGCUGAAAGCAGCCGGGAUAGGUUUGAUUCCAAACAAGUUCUGCUCCUUGAGUGACAUAACUUUCUAUUCGUUCUGCUUCAAAGGUUGGCUUGAACUUCCUCCAUUGAUUGUGGAUGACUCAACAGCGCCUAAAUUCUUGAACCUGAUCGCAUAUGAAGGUUGUCCUGACAAUUUCAGAACGAACUACGAGAUCACCUCUUACAUUAGCUUCUUGGAUUCACUCAUCGAUCACGCGAACGAUGUCAAAGAGCUUAGGUCGGCAAAGAUACUCCACAACCUUCUAGGUUGUGACGAAGAAGUAGCUUCUCUCUUUAAUGAGAUAGCAAGAGAUUUGGUGCCGAACGAUGGACAUUACAAGGACGUCAAGAUUGCCAUACAACUGCACUACGAUAGUAGGUGGAUGACAUGGAUCGCCGAAGCCUAUAACGACCAUUUCAGUAGCCCCUGGACUAUCUUGGCGUUCAUUGCUGCAUUGGUUGCACUUGCUUUGAGCGGAAUUCAGACUUGGUUCGGAGUCUUUUCGCCGUCCGAUCCCUGCACUAACUGCUCCGCCUGUACAAGGAAAUGA